This is a messenger RNA of Exophiala mesophila, 1260 nucleotides long. RefSeq names its product ATP synthase F1, gamma subunit. The coding region runs from base 109 to 1002 and encodes 297 amino acids. Gene Ontology annotation, biological process: proton motive force-driven ATP synthesis. The transcript has 4 exons. Gene Ontology annotation, molecular function: proton-transporting ATP synthase activity, rotational mechanism. The record is from RefSeq and is a predicted model, not a curated record. NCBI's taxonomy places the organism in Eukaryota, Fungi, Ascomycota, Eurotiomycetes, Chaetothyriales, Herpotrichiellaceae.
GCACCAGAACCUCAUCGUCGCCAUCAAUCUCCCCUCCAUCAAUCUCGUCCCUUGUCUCUUUGUCGACACUGCUUUUGUACAGCUUCGUCGUCAGCCAGACUACGCACGAUGCUGUCUAGAGCUGUGAGACCCGCCCUGAGCGCCGGCAAUCUGGUCCUGGCCAGAUCUGCUGUGCCCCAGACCGCCGGAUAUGCCACUCUCCGAGAAAUCGAAAGCCGAUUGAAGUCCAUUCGCAAUAUUGAGAAAAUCACCAAAACCAUGAAGAUUGUCGCUUCCACUAAGCUCACUCGCGCUCAAAAGGCCAUGGUCGACUCCCGUGCAUAUGGCGAAGCCGCCAAACAAGUUUACGAAGAGGCCGAGACCAAACCGUUGGAGGACAAGAAAACACUGUUGGUCGUUGCCAGCUCCGACAAGGGUCUCUGCGGUGGUGUUCACUCUGGUCUUACCCGUGCCACCCGACGUCUUCUCGAAGCUGAUCCCACUUUGGAUCUCGCCAUUAUCGGAGAGAAAUGCAAAUCUCAACUCGGUCGUUCGAACGGAAAGAAUAUUGUCUUGAGCUUUGCCGGUGUUGGAAAGGAGGUUCCCACUUUCGCCGAUGCUCAAGCCAUCGCCGAUCAACUGGUCAUGCUGCCUGAAGAUUAUGCCAGCAUCAAGGUCCUGUACAACAAAUUCAUCAACGCUCAGAGCUACGAACCCGCGACUGUGGAGGCAUACUCGGAGGAAGCCAUCACUUCAUCACCAAACUUUGCUGCCUUUGAAAUUGAUGACGAGGUCCUUGCCAACCUGCGAGAGUACUCGCUGGCCAACUCCAUCUACUGGGCGUUGGCAGAAGGUCACGCUUGUGAAAUCUCCGCCCGAAGAAAUGCCAUGGAUAACGCAUCCAAGAACGCAGGUGACAUGAUCAGCCGAUUUACAAUUCUAUACAACAGAACCCGACAAGCUGUGAUUACCGGAGAAUUGGUGGAAAUCAUCACUGGUGCCACUGCCUCGGAGGAUAUGUAAGCGGAUCGAGGGAGCUGCUUACAUUGUUUUGUUAGAAUGGAGAAUGGGACCAGAAAAGAAUUAACAACGUCUAGUUGUACAUAAACCAACACAAUUUCAUUUUCUCCAUGCUUAUCUUCCACCCCUGUUCACGCAAAUGUGUCAAUCUGGUCUUUGUCUUUCUCACCAUGUCUUACUGUUUGUCAUAUAUCCGCAUGUUGAUCGAUGAUCAUGUUGACCUAGAUGCACAUGUUUCUUUGUCGAGUUUUCAAGACUGCC